AUGGCGUUGAAGCUCGGCAUCAUUAUCUACGCGAUCCUCCAGUUCAUCGCAUUGUUGUGCGUGAUGAUCGGUACGGGGGUCGACAUGUUUCACGUCACGCCGGAGUACUCGUUUGGCGUCAGGUUAUGCCUAACCCUAUGGGGUGAAAAGCUUGAUUGUCGAAAACCCAAAGUUAACAACCCCUCGGAUACACGAUGGGCGCUUUGCCCUAACCACCGCAACAACUUCCGCGUUGGUCAGGUGUUCGCUAUCAUCACCAUCUUUGUGUACGCCGCGUCGGUCGUGUUUGGCGUUCUUUGGCUGUACUACUGCUCUGGCUUCCGCUGGCUCUGCCUGGCGCUGAACAUCGUGGGCGCUGCCACCGCUUGCGUUGUCUGGGCGGUCAUGGCGGUGACCUACAGAAUCAAUAACGAACCACUUUGCGAAAAUCUUAGCAUAGCCUUCGUUUUUGGCACCGGCUUUGGUCUCUUCGUGUUUGCCUGGAUCCUAGAUAUCCUCGACAUCAUCUUCCUGAUGCGCCCGUUGCAAAUCGGGGAGUCCGGUGAGGGUGCGGCACCUGAGGAGCAGAAGGAGGGAAAAGCAAACGAAGAGUAG
Messenger RNA from Leishmania major strain Friedlin, 594 nucleotides. RefSeq names its product putative amastin. Bases 1 to 594 code for a protein of 197 amino acids. NCBI's taxonomy places the organism in Eukaryota, Euglenozoa, Kinetoplastea, Trypanosomatida, Trypanosomatidae. The record is from RefSeq and is a predicted model, not a curated record. The transcript has a single exon.